AUGUCUGGAACACUAAUAAUAAAGCCAUUAAGUGCAAAAUUGACACACGAUACUGAAACAUUUGGAAGAAUGGAUCCAUUUUGUUUAAUUAGAGUAGGAAGUUAAACUUAAAGAACUCGCUCACAUACAGAUGCUGGUAAGUACCCAUCAUGGAGUGAUUCUCUUUCAUUCCGCAGAACUUCAGAACUUAUUGCUGAUGUAGAGGUUUGGGAUAAAGAUGAAGUUAGCAAAAAUGACUUGAUAGGUCAAGGAUCAUUGGCUUUAUAAACAUAUUUCACAAAACCAAAUGGAACUGAAUGGGUUACCCUGACUUAUAAAGUAUAUUUAGUUUUAAUAUAUAGGGUAAAUCUGCUGGAUAGGUUUUAAUCGAUGUUUAGUUCUUUCCUGAUGGUGGUGUUAAACCACCUAUGAUGCCUGGUUACUCACAACCAUAUUAUCCACCAAACCAACCUUAUCCAUAAUAGCCAUUAUAUCCUCCAUAACCAAACUAUCCACCUUAAUAACCUUAUCCACCUUAAUAGCCUGGCUAUCCUCCAUAAGGAUAUCCAGCAUAAGGAUAUCCAUAACAACCAUAUCCACCAUAACCAGGAUAUCCACCAUAGCCAGGAUACCCACCAUAAUAACCAGGAUAUCCACCUUAAUAACCAGGAUAUCCACCCUAAUAACCAGGAUAUCCACCUUAACCAGGCUAUCCACCUUAAACAGGCUAUCCUCCUUAAUAACCUGGAUACCCAUAAUAGCCUGGCUAUCCACCUUAACCUGGAUACCCUUAAUAGCCUGGUUAUCCAGGUUAUCCUCAAUAAGGAUAUCAAAAGCCUUUUUGAAAUAUAAAUCAUUAUUAAGAAAAAAGUAAC
Messenger RNA from Paramecium sonneborni, 854 nucleotides. The record is from the annotation of a GenBank genome assembly. NCBI's taxonomy places the organism in Eukaryota, Ciliophora, Oligohymenophorea, Peniculida, Parameciidae.